CUGUGCGCCUCUGCGGGAUCAGGGGGAAACGCACAAGCGAGGCGACAACAACCAGAGCACAGACUUGGACAUUACCCACAGCCUACUACUACUACUACUACUACAGCAGCCGGACGGACUCCAUACGCUUUAUUCCAGCCGUAGAGAGGAGUGAAAAAGUUUGGAGAAAUGCAGUCAGUGUACCAGCACCUGAUCAGCCUACUGUUUAUCUUCAGCAGCCUGCAGGUUAACCAGCUGACGGAGGGCUGCUCCUGCGCUCUGACUCACCCGCAAGACGCCUUCUGCAACUCCGACAUAGUGAUUCGAGCUAAAGUGGUGGGCAAGAAGCUCCUGAGAGAUGGACCUUUUGGAACGAUGCGCUACACGGUCAAGCAAAUGAAGAUGUACAAAGGAUUCGAAAAAGUCCAGCACGUGCAGUUCAUUUACACAGACGCCUCAGAGAGUUUGUGCGGCGUUAAGUUUGACAUCAACAAGUACCAGUACCUGAUCACAGGUCGAGUGUACGAUGGCAAGGUCUACACAGGGCUGUGCAACUUCAAUGAGCGGUGGGAGCGCCUCUCAUUGGCCCAGAAGAAAGGCAUCAACCAUCGCUACCAGCUGGGCUGCAACUGCAGGAUUAAGCCCUGCCACUACCUGCCCUGCUUCGUGACCUCAAAGAACGAGUGCCUAUGGACGGACAUGCUGUCUCACUUUGGCUAUCCCGGCUACCAGUCCCGGCAUUACGCCUGCAUCCAGCAGAAGGAGGGCUACUGCAGCUGGUACCGGGGCAUGACUGGACGCGACAAAACCACCAUCAACGCCACCGACCCCUGAACCCCAACGCACCCUGCUCGAAAUCCACUGCCACCUCCCUAACUCCGUCCCAUCCCGAUCACUUCUAGAGCAUUACACGACUCUUAAAGCUCACUGGCCUGGGUGACAGCUUCUUUAAAGGGGCAAGAAAAGAUUAAAUCCAUUACAGUGCCUGUUUUGUAGCACUUCCAGUAGAAAACAAUACCUUUUUUUUGUUGUGCUGAUCACCCUGGUGAACUCUAUUAUCAUUUUCCCAAACCACAAAUCAAACUUGCACCAAACUGUCUCUUUAGGGUUCAGUGGUGUUAAAAAGUUGACAAAGACAGACAGUUAAAAGGCCAAUGAGAAGUGUAAGACCUCGAUCAAGCUCUAUUGGGAUCUUCAGAAUUUAAGAACUAAUCUCCAAAACAAGCAGUGAGCUGGACACAAUUAAAAGUAUCAAUAAAUAUCAUUGGUGUUAAUUAGCGACCUGCAGUUAGCCUACUGCUAAAAUAGUAUUAUGUUCAUUGUGUGCAUUGAGGCAGUUUAUCUUUUAAAAAGCAAGGCAUCUCAAAACUAAAGGUCAUGAAGUAUCAUGAAUUUCAAUCAUAGAUUGAAGUAUAGCCAAUGAUUACUAUGUAAAUUUGAGAUGUAAAGCUGUUUCAUUGUUGCUACUGACCUGCGCUUGCUAGCAUUAGACUUGUGCAACAAUACAGAGCAGAGCCAAGAAUCUUUUCCAAAAUACAGAUCGAGUGCCAAUGUGAGGUAUGAUCUCUGAAAGAUAUACCUCUUAUUUCGGCUUCAAAACCUUUUUUUAAAAAUGGUAUUGUUUUACAGUGAAGUAUACAUCGAUUAUGUUCACAGUUUUUACUGUAACAUGUGUCUUUAUGGAUGGUAGUAUCUCUGCUUACCUGAAUGUUUGCAAUGUAACUCAUUUUGCAGUUAUAUCACAAACAACACCCUUUCUGUUCAGCACUGAUGAAUAUCAGAGAAAUGCUAAAAACGUCUGUCUGUAACAGUGCCAACGCAGGGAAGAGCUCAUUUUUUGCUGUAUAUAAUAUAAGCUACAGAAAUGAACUAUCAACUCAGCUGAAACCUCUGUAAUACAUUUAUUUAUAUGUUUAUUGGAUUACACAUUAACCAUGUGGUAUAUCUGCAAAAGAAAAAAAAAAGACAAAAUAUAUAAUAACAGGUCAAAACUACAUUGGGA
Molecule: messenger RNA, 1981 nt
Organism: Siniperca chuatsi (mandarin fish)
Lineage: Eukaryota; Metazoa; Chordata; Actinopteri; Centrarchiformes; Sinipercidae
Product: metalloproteinase inhibitor 3-like
Exons: 5
Coding region: 169-813 (214 amino acids)
Biological process (GO): negative regulation of membrane protein ectodomain proteolysis; negative regulation of endopeptidase activity
Cellular component (GO): extracellular matrix
Molecular function (GO): protease binding; metalloendopeptidase inhibitor activity
Source: RefSeq, a predicted model, not a curated record